Copidosoma floridanum is the source of this 681-nucleotide messenger RNA. RefSeq names its product receptor-type guanylate cyclase Gyc76C. Gene Ontology annotation, biological process: protein phosphorylation; receptor guanylyl cyclase signaling pathway; cGMP biosynthetic process. Gene Ontology annotation, molecular function: guanylate cyclase activity; adenylate cyclase activity; protein kinase activity. The record is from RefSeq and is a predicted model, not a curated record. Gene Ontology annotation, cellular component: plasma membrane. NCBI's taxonomy places the organism in Eukaryota, Metazoa, Arthropoda, Insecta, Hymenoptera, Encyrtidae.
AUGUGCAAAUGCUCGGACAACGAGGCCUCGAAGGUGAACACGUUCGCGCGGACCGAGCCACCGGACACGCAGGUGACGAAAUCUGUGAUAGCCCUGCUGUUGCACUACAAUUGGAACAAGUUCAUCAUUGUGGCGGAGAAGCAGUGGUCUACGGUCGCCAAGUCGCUGCAGAACCAGGCGCCCAAGCACAAUCUCACCAUCAAUCGGUUCAUCAGUCUCGAGGAUCGGCACAUAUGCUGCGAGGAUCGGUUGCCCUGUUGUCAGGGUGGCGCGUGGUUCAGUCUCGUUCAGGACACCAAAAACAUCACGCGCAUUUACAUAUUUCUUGGGACUCCGAUAUCACUGGUAGAGCUCAUGAACGCCAUGCAAAAUCAGAGGCUGUUCGAUAACGGCCAGUACAUGGUCAUAUACAUCGACACGAUGACCUAUACGGCAAAGGAAGCAAUGAAGUACUUAUGGAAGCCCGAGCACUACGACAACUUGCAAAACUGCCAAGACCCGAAGGACUGGAAUUUCCUGAAGCGCGCCCGUUCCCUGAUGGUCGUGGCAUCGACGCCGCCCACGCAAAAUUACGAGGAGUUCACGCGCAAAGUGCGCGAGUACAGCAGCAAGGACCCCUUCAACUUUCCCGUGCCCGAGCGCUUCCUCCUCGACAAGUUCGAAAAGCUUGAACAGCUAUAA